AUGUCGGCCGCUCCAGAAACGCCCAAAAAGUUGAGAGACAAAAGCCAGCGCAAACCAAAAGACCCCUCUACCAAAGCGCUCAAAAACUCCUCAAAAAAGCGGCCCCGCGACGACGCCGAGUCCUCAUCCCAACUCCUCCGCACCGAAGCCUCACCCUCGAAGCGGCAGCGCACCGCGCCACCCACCGGCGAGCCUUCCACCCAGCACCAACCCAACGCGAGCGCCACAGCACAACCACUACAAUCGCCUCGACCAGAAGACUCCCCCUUCGUCCACCAGACAAUCUCCCUCUACCUCCCCCUCUCCCCCAUAACCUACGCGUCUCCGAUCCCGGGGCUGUGCGCCGAACACCUGUCCCCGCUGCUCCUGACAUACUACCCGCCUCUCCACGGCGUGGUCCUCUCGUACGCCAACGUGCGGCUGUCGGCCGAGCGGCCGUCCAUCUCGCGCACCCCAGAUCCCGCCGACAUAGAGGAACCCGUUCUCGCCCUCAGCAUAGACGAAUACGCCGCCUCUUUCGUCUGGGCGACGGCCGACUUCGUGGUCCUGCGGCCUCGGCGCGGGGUGUGGUUGGAGGGGUACGUCAAUCUGCUCAACGAGAGCUAUUUGGGACUGGUCGUGUAUAACCUCUUCUCGGCGAGCGUGCACCGGAAUCGGCUGCCGAGGGAUUGGCGGUGGGUUGAGGAGACUAGUGCGGGGGAUAGGCAGGCGCUGGCGGGGGCUGAAGAGGGACAUGUCCAGGGAGAGGAGGAGGUCGGGAGGGAUACAGAUGGCGACGUCAGGAUGCGGAAGUGGCAGGGGAGGGGAAGGCAGGCCGAGGGCUAUUACGUUGAUGGGGAGGGGGAGAAGGUGGACGGGCUGAUUCGGUUCCGGAUCAAGGAUUUUGAGAGCGGGGCCGGAGAAGGAGAGAAGGGGUUUCUGAGCAUCGAGGGUACGAUGCUAAGUGAAGAUGAGGAGGAAGAGGCGGAUGAGCAGGAGAGGGCGCAGGGAGGUGGCGCGCAAAGGGGUGCUAGGGGCAGGUCGAGACCGCAGACGUCGAGCACGAGAGGGAGGGGAGGGGUCAAUGGGGUUAAUUGGGGUGACAGGAGGAAUGGGGCGGAGAGGAGUAGAGGUGCAAGGUCAUGA
Messenger RNA from Coniosporium apollinis CBS 100218, 1125 nucleotides. RefSeq lists its product as uncharacterized. Gene Ontology annotation, biological process: DNA-templated transcription initiation. Gene Ontology annotation, cellular component: RNA polymerase I complex. The transcript has a single exon. Bases 1 to 1125 code for a protein of 374 amino acids. The record is from RefSeq and is a predicted model, not a curated record. Lineage: Eukaryota; Fungi; Ascomycota; Dothideomycetes.